Molecule: messenger RNA, 299 nt
Organism: Engraulis encrasicolus (European anchovy)
Lineage: Eukaryota; Metazoa; Chordata; Actinopteri; Clupeiformes; Engraulidae
Product: glutamate-rich protein 3
Exons: 2
Source: RefSeq, a predicted model, not a curated record
AUGGUCUACACAGGCCAAGGCCUGAGGAAGAAAACCCAAGAUGAGGUGAAAGUGAUGCAGCAAAUAUGCGGGGGACAGAACCACUGUGUAUACAAGGGACUGCUCCAGCCAGAAGAGCAAUUCCAGUUCAAGUCUCAGCGCCACAUAGGUUUCCCCUUCAGCGCUACCUUCUACGUGAACGGCAUCAUGGCGGGCCGCAUCAGCUCCUGUUGUGAGUACCGCUACACGCCCGGCGCCCUGCAGGGCAAGAAAAGCUGCUUCAAGCUGACACGCCUCGCUGGAGGGAAGCCCUGCUACAG